UCGGCGCACUGACGCACCACCAAGUUCAGCACCAAAACAAGCUCCGAGCGGCGCGCGCGCAGGGGAGGCGAACACACACUGUGGAGUAUAUUUACCACGCGAGGAGGGGGUCGCCUGCUGACAGAGAGAACGCGCAGCCACAUUGGAUAUUAGUUCCCCCCCCCCCCCUUCUUCUUCACCUUUUGGAUAACUUGGAGGGGAAAAAACGCUUUCUCCACCGGGACGCUUUUUUUGACGCACAUCAACGCGCAGGAGCUUACGCACGGGAGAACUCCCUGAAGAAGGAUUUAUACCUAUUAUAUUUAGAUUUUUUUUAUUUUUUUUAUUCGCUGUAAAUAAAAACAAAAAGAAGAGGUUUUGCUGCUUUAUUGGCUGGUGACGCGGCUGCCCUGGAGAAGCGACGAGGAUGGCAGCCUGGUUCACCUUUACCAUCGCGUUCAGCACCACGUUGAUAUCACAGGCAUUUGGAUCCGGUGUUUUUGAGCUGGAUCUCCACGAAUUUAAAAACCACAAAGGUCUGCUGGCAAACGGCAACGCGUGCAUACCCAACUGCAGGACUUAUUUUCGCAUUUGCUUGAAGAACUAUCAGGCGGUGGUCUCGGCAGGUGACUGCAUCUUUGGGAGUACAAUGACAGCGGCGCUGGGGACCAACUCCUUCAGCGCCAAGGACAGCGGCACUUUACCGACGCCGAUCCAGAUCCCGUUCACCUUUGGAUGGCCGGGGUCAUUCUCAUUAAUAAUUGAAGCCUGGCAUUCACCUUAUGGGAAUCUACAUGUAGAUACGAACACCCAAGACUUUUUGAUAAGCUUCAUGGCCAUCCAGAAACAGCUGGGCGUGGGAACCGCGUGGACCCAGAACACGCAGACCGCGAAGCAGGCGGAGCUGAGGUACUCGUACCGCUUCGUCUGCAACGAGAGCUACUACGGCGAGAGCUGCUCCAAGAAGUGCGCCCCCAGGGACGACCGAUUUGGCCACUACACCUGCAACCGCGACGGGCAGCUGACCUGUCUGCCGGGCUGGAAAGGGAAAUACUGCGAAGAACCUAUCUGUCUGCAGGGCUGCAGCGAGAGGAACGGAAACUGCUCCAAACCUGGCGAGUGUGUAUGCAGAGAGGGCUGGCAGGGCACGUUCUGCGACGAGUGUAAGAAGUACCCGGCCUGCAAGCACGGCACCUGCCAGAGGCCGUGGCAGUGCAACUGUCAGGAGGGCUGGGGGGGCCUAUUGUGUGACCAAGACCUCAACUUCUGCACCCAUCACCAUCCCUGUGUGAACAGCGCCACCUGUAUGAACACGGGACAGGGCAGCUACACGUGCACGUGCCUGCCGGGGUUCACGGGGGUCAACUGUGAGCUGGCGAUGCAGGAGUGCGACAGCAACCCAUGCCGGAACGCAGGCGUGUGCACGAAUCUGGAAAGCGGCUACACAUGCACGUGUCCCCGCGGCUUCGAGGGCUCACACUGCGAGCACAGCCUGCUGACGUGCGCCGACUCCCCGUGCUUCCACAGCGGCAAGUGCUGGGAGAAGGACAAUGGCCGCAGCUACAUGUGCGAGUGUCCCCGCGGCUACACGGGCCUCAACUGCGAGAAGAGAGUGGACAAGUGCACGUUGUUUCCCUGCACUAAUGGUGGGCUGUGCCUGAUCCACGGCGGCAUGCGCAUGUGCAGCUGCCGCGCCGGCUUCACAGGCCAGCGCUGCGAGAUCAACAUCAACGAGUGCGCCGGCGCCCCCUGCCUCAACGCCGGCACCUGCCAAGACCGGAUCAACGACUACACCUGCGCCUGCCCCGCGGGCUACGGGGGCCGCAACUGCGACCGGGUCCUGGACGAGUGCUCCCUGAGGCCCUGCCUCAACGGGGGGCUUUGCGGCGGCGGCGGGGGCGGCGGGCCGAGCAAGCCGCCGGUCGCCUGCGCCUGCCCGUCGGGCUUCGCCGGGCCUCGCUGCGAGUUCUUCGCCGCCGUCACCUCUCCCGUGACCAACGGGGAGAUCCAGGACAGCUUCCAGUGGGCGGCGGUCUCCCUGGCGGUGGGCCUGGUGGCGCUGCUGGUGCUGCUGUGCAUGGUGGGCGUGGCUCUAAGGCACAUCCACAGGCAGGCCCGGAGGGAGCGCGGCGACACGGAGACCAUGAACAACCUGUCCAAGGUGCAGAAGGACAACCUGAUCCCGGAGUGCCAGCUGAAGAACACCAACCAGAAGAUGGGCAGGGAGGCGGACUGUGACUCCGAGAAGUCGAACUUUAUCCAUAAAAACUACCACUUGGACUCUUACCACUCGAAAUCAAAGGAGUUCAAGGACGAAAAGUCACAAGAGGAUAAACGUCUCAUUUAUGAGAAGUGUUUAGAGGACAAAGUGCCCUUGAGUAGAAUGUACAGUGAAAAGCCAGAGUGCAGGAUAUCAACGAUAUGUUCCUCAAGAGACUCCAUGUACCAGUCGGUGUUCGUUAUAGGAGAGGAGAGGAGGGAGUGCGUCAUAGCAACCGAGGUAUAAACUGUGCGUGGGGGGGGGGUCUGAAGAUGAAGGGAGCGAGGAAGAAGACACAAUCGAGGCAGAAUGAAAUAUUCUGGAUUGUUUACAAAUUUGGAGACGAGACUGGAGAUUGUUUUAGAUGUCCACGGCUGCUCUGGAACACUUGGGGACUGGAGGAGGGCAGAAACCUCUGCUCUGCGUAUGGAAAAUGGAAAAGGAAGAAGAAGAAAAAAGAACAGAACCGAGAAACUUUAUGUUGACCGAGUGUUUGUAUGCAACAAAAAACAAUGUACAGUGAAGGACCUCCCUCAACUUGUGACCACGGUGGAAGAGACCACUCUACAACGUGUGACGGAAUCAUCCUGACGGUGGAUUUCGCAAUCACGACGACUUUUUGACAGCCAACCAAUCAGAAACGAGGACAAAAAAAAGAGGGGCCUACGAUUUGACCCCCUUCGAAUCCCCCCCGCCCCGCGCUCUCUUCCGCCAGCUUCGCCUGCUAUGCAAAGACUCCAGGGGGGGCGGGGGGAUCGAGACCCUCGUCACAAUCCAACCUCGACAACAACAACAAAACACUGAGAGUUCUGAAUGUCUGGGACUAAUCUUCUGCCGUCAAUCACGUGGAAAAGAAAUAACAUGUUGGACUUUUUGUUGUUGUUUUUUCACGCAACGGUGAAGAGAUAGUAUGCAGCCCAAAUUCACUAGAAGCCUUAAAAGAGGGGGGAGGGGGGGGGGUUGAAUGCUAAAGGUGUGCCCUUGUUUGUUCUUGGAUCGUUUGCACUACGAGAAAAAAACUAAAUUGGGGUGGAAAAUACUUUUUUAAUCGACACGGAUUUGAAGAGAACGUCCAGAGGAGAGCAACAGAUCCCAGAGUGAGGAGCAACGUUUGCAUGGAGGAGUGUUUUUAUGCAAAACCCCAACGGAGGAAAAACUAAGAGACUCACAACCAGGAGAAAAAGACCGUCACACCACUGCCUGCCUAUAAUACAUUUCAAAAAUACAGAACCAAUAAUGUACUUUUUUUUAAAUGAUUAUUUCCAGAGUUUAAUUUAAAUAUGACACACUGCUCUUUAUAUGUUUUUAUAAUAUUAUUUUGUAUAUAAUGCAUAUUUAUAAGGACCAAAACUUCUGAAGAAUAAAACUUCCUUGAAAAACUGUUUUUUAAUUUGGAUUUUGAUGUCAGUAAAUGGAAAAUGUUUAUUUUUGAGGUGUUUUUAAAUAAUGAAAAUUGAGUACAAAUGAUGA
Molecule: messenger RNA, 3709 nt
Organism: Pseudoliparis swirei
Lineage: Eukaryota; Metazoa; Chordata; Actinopteri; Perciformes; Liparidae
Gene: dll4
Product: delta-like 4 (Drosophila)
Exons: 11
Coding region: 407-2485 (692 amino acids)
Biological process (GO): Notch signaling pathway; multicellular organism development; establishment or maintenance of epithelial cell apical/basal polarity
Cellular component (GO): protein-containing complex; plasma membrane
Molecular function (GO): calcium ion binding
Source: RefSeq, a predicted model, not a curated record